UCCACUGAAAUAUAUUGCAGCCUAAAGACACAUGAACAAGGCCUGGAAAAUAUUUAGUGUCUCUAAUAAACCGUCACGAAACCAAGGACAAAGGGUGAAGAGAUAUACUUGUAAAAAAAAAAAAAAAAAAGUCAGCUCUGUCACACUGUAAGCAUAAUUAAAGAGCAAACCCAUCUGCUCAUAUUCAACGGGAAGGAGAACAACUGGAGUCAACGGCUGUUUUCUAAGGACUGAGUGCUCGGCUGCAUCAAUCCGGGAAGACGAAAAUCAGCACCUGUCAAAACGUGUUGUGAAAAUCAUCAGCAUCUAUCAUGGAGGCAGGGAGAUUCAGCCGUGGGCAGUGGGCGUCAAGUUCAUUACGCAUCACAGCAAAAGAGCUCUCAUUGGUCAGUUCCCGUGGCAAGAGCAACGCCAUAGCUGAGCGCUUCUCAAAGUACCAGAAGGCUGCAGAAGAGACUGGUGCAGACAAGAAAAAAAUAACGGUUGAAAACCUGCUGCGCUCUGGCAACCUCAGCGACCUGAAGAAACGCUGGGAGCAGAAAAAACAGGACAAACCUACCACCCAGCCCAGUGCCCCGGCACGGACCCGCCUGCCAUCCCAGCUCUCUGUUUCCAAACCUGAACCUCCAGCUGAACCCAAGCCCCCGGCUCACGCCACCUCUCUGACCCGACAGGACAGCCUGAGCGCUCGCAGGGAGAAAGCCGGUCAGAACAAGCAGGAGACAGAGGGAGGGAUGGAGAGAAAGCUGAAGCCUGAGGAAGAGGAGGAGUUUGGGGCAAAAGAGGCGGAGUCAGGGUCUUCCUCAGCGUCCAACCUCUGCUCACCUCUGGAGAAGCCCAGUGUACCUUUAAACAGUCUGAAGAUGAUGUUCGAGAAGGGAGAAGCCAAGGGGCGGACAGGACGAAACAGCAGCACCUCAGAGGACAUGGACACCCGUCUUGGAGAGAAAAGGGUUGCUACUGUGGAAAGAUCAUUCUCUCUGCGAGACAGGAUGGCCAAGUACCAGGCAGCUGUAUCCAAACAAGACCCUUCCACACGCACAGCUGGCCAGACAGAGACAGAGCGGCGUACUCCCAGCGCAGACCAUAAGGAGAAUGUGCCCCCUGGUGGUGUGGGAGUGGCAGUGAACCUGCUCUCUGAGUCCAACAGUCCAAAGACAAAUGGACUUCCAGAGGACACACCAGGCUCCAGUCCUGAAAACCCUGCAUCCGCGAGUGAUGACCCACCCAAAACAGUGAAGAAGUUCCGUCUGCCUGUCAGGGAGACUUGUGUUGCGUGCCUUAAAACCGUUUACCCGCUGGAGAAGCUGGUGGCCAACAAUCAGAUUUUUCAUAACUCGUGCUUCCGCUGCACCCACUGCAAUGCAAAACUCAGUUUGGGGAGUUACGCCUCUCUCCAUGGGAAUGUCUACUGUAAACCCCACUUCAGUCAGCUCUUCAAGUCAAAGGGCAAUUAUGAUGAGGGCUUUGGCCACAGACCUCACAAGGAGCUGUGGACGCCCCGUACUGACGAUGAGCAGAUGGAGGAGACAGAGCAUCCUAAGGAUUCGGCAGCAGAACCUGGUUUAGCGAGGCCUGUUAGUGAGGCGGUCUCAGAGAAGGAGCCCAGCCCCACAGUGGAGGACUCUCCCCUGGCCAAAGUGACCGAAGUCGCUGCCACUCUGGAGACUCGAGCUCAGAUGACAAGCCCUGCUGAGAAGCCUGCGGUUGUCUCCAUGGAGACCCGGAGGCUUAAGAUCGCCUGGCCUCCAUCUCUUGAUACCGAGGGCGGAUCCAGGGGUCCUGGCUCAGCUGCGGAGGGGAGAACGGGUGUGGCUAAGCCCUUCCGGCCAAAGUGGCCUCCAGAGGAGGAAGUGACACCCAUUCAGCAGAGCACAGAGAGAGCAGAGCUCAAGAGCCUGAGACGUAGCUCCUCCCUGAAGGAGCGAAGCCGUCCCUUCUCUGUCGCUCCCAGUCUGGUCACUGCAAAUCCCGCGGCACGAGAGCCGCGGCGGCCCCUCAGGCGUAACUUCGAGCGGCGGGGCUCGCUAGAGGAGCUCCAUUCCUCGAACCAGUCACAAAAUGACAAGCAAAAUGCAAAGGAGAGACAGAGAGAAGAGGAGGUGAAGGAGACAGAGAGAAUGAAGGCAGAGGAGCAGAAAAAGAAAGAGGUGAUCAUCACAGACCAGAAAGCCUCAUCAGGUGGCAGCAGCACAGAGGAAGAGGUUGAGAGAGUUCCGAGCAUAAAGGAGGUGGAAAAAAUGCCCCGCUCCAUUCUAAAGCAGCAAACCUCUGUCGAGGAUGUAGAACCAAACAAAAACAUGGAAAAGGAAGGGGAAGAAAAUCCUGUGAAAAGCCACAGCGCCUCCAGCGAGGUCUCUGAUUCUCAGCCUGCUGUGGGUAACAAGGACAACCGGACGUCCCAGGAUGUGGGCUUCUGGGAGGAAGAGGAGGCCGAGGAAGAGUUGACAGUGGAGGAGAUGAUUAAGAGGAAUCGUCACUAUGAGGAAGAGGAGGAUGACGAAGAAGAACAAGAGGAAGCGUUUGUCUGAUAGAAAAAAAUCUCUCUUGAUUACUUUGGUGGUUGGACAUCUUGAUGUAGUUUUAAAUUGCAAACACAUAGCACAGGGAACUUAUAUGGUUGGAGGAGUGCAAAAGUCAAAGUAUCAGGGACCAUUCACAUGGUUCUCUGCAUUGUAAUUGUUUGCUAAUGAAGUCUUGUGGACAACAUCCAGCAGAACCUGCUGUUUUGGGACUUAAAAUUGUGCCACCCUUCCAUUCGGUAUCCCUCAAUAGCACACUUUUUGCUUUCUCAUUUCUCUCUCUCUCUCUCUCUCUCUCUCUCUCUCUCUCUCUCUCUCUCUCUCUUUCACCUUUUCACUCUGACAUUAUCUGCUAGAUUUAGACUGGAGAUAAAUGAUAAGUUUCUACUCAAAAACAAAUGACGGAAACUAAUUUAACUCCGGUAAUCUGGGUCUUUUAUUUUUAUUUCUAUGUUUAUGUGCUUAUGUGCUGGGACCAAACCAAGUGGGUACUGUUUGUUUCAUGUUUUUUGUUUGAAUGUUUAUCAUUUCUUUUUAAUCAUUGUCAGUACUGGAUCUGUAGAAUUAUUUAGCAUCAAAACAAAAAAAUUCAGAAGCACAAUGUCAUGUACAAGAAUAUUUUAAUGUGGAUUUUAUGAAGCCUGCUGUAAGUAAUAGGCAAGAAAUGGAUGGAAAGAUUACGUUGUUUGUCACUAAACGUUCCUGUAAAAGUUUUUUGGUUUCUUUUCUCUGUUUUCCCCCUUUAUCAUGAUUCUGUCAUAAAAUUUUGUGUAAAAAUAUUUUCAUAACAUGUCUUUAUAUUUAAAUGUGAAAAUUCUAAAUGUUGAGAACUGGAAAAGGGUGUUUUUCUAGCAAAAGACCUUCUCUUAGCAAGAGAAAAAAGGAUAAACACAUCAAAGUGAAUCAAAGUGAAUGUGGACAGUGAAAAUAAAGUCAAGGCACCAGUCUGCGUAUCAGCUGCAGUUCUUCACCCCUGCCAUCACCAAUCUGGAAAAUGUGAAAAGUGAACUUAAAGGAAUAAGUUUUUACAACACUAAAAUUUUGGUUAGGGUGCCAAAAAAACCCAUGGAAAAUACUGCAAAAUGCAUUUAAAUCCUUGUUAUACUUGUGAAACGACAGCCGUCAGUUCAGUGCUUGCUGGAAUUCCCUGAGGUGAAGAAGUGUGAGAGUAAUGUCCACUACUGCAUGACUAGCACAGCAAAAACAAAUGAGACCUCACCUCUAAACCAUACUUGAACUAUCAGAAUGAAAUUGUUCAGAGCAUUGAGAAGGGAAACCUUUAUUUUGUGCUAGGGUACGAACUGCAAGCUAAAAAACAGACAAAACCUGUAGCCAAGUAUCCACUCUGUUAUUAGAAAGCAGGCUGAUGGCCAGCGAUGACAUAUGAGCAAAUAGAGGUUUUAACCAAAGCCAUACUGUGGUCUCUGUCCAGUACGCUGCCUUGCAAGUAUGAUUAUAUGUUGCCCAGAACUUUUUUUUGUGUGUGUUUGUUCAACAAUAUUGUGCCUGUGAACAAUACAGAUAGGAAUUGUUCUGAUGAUGAACUUUUGUAACUGGAACAGUGCACAAUAAGAGUUAUUUACAGCUGAGAAAUAUGUUUAUAAUUCACUGAGGAGGGAUAUGUAUGUUAUUGAAGUUUUAAAUUUUAAGCGGACCAAAGUGUAACACAAUGUUUAAUAAAUGUU
Chanos chanos (milkfish) is the source of this 4207-nucleotide messenger RNA. RefSeq names its product LIM domain and actin-binding protein 1-like. Lineage: Eukaryota; Metazoa; Chordata; Actinopteri; Gonorynchiformes; Chanidae. The record is from RefSeq and is a predicted model, not a curated record. Bases 312 to 2531 code for a protein of 739 amino acids. The transcript has 11 exons.